AUGGAGAUUGGAAUCAUUGGCUCUGGAGUCAUAGGACUCACAUCAGCCCUUGCUCUUGUUAAAGACGGUUUUAAGGUGGCUAUCGUUGCACGCGACUUGCCUGGAGAUGAUGAUUCCCAACAGUGGUCCAGCCCAUGGGCUGGCGCAGGGAUCCUUCCUUACCCGGACAGCAAAGGACAUGACUUACAGACCGAGACAUUCAAAUUACUGGGAACUGGCCCAUCGUGA
This is a messenger RNA of Clonostachys rhizophaga, 228 nucleotides long. NCBI's taxonomy places the organism in Eukaryota, Fungi, Ascomycota, Sordariomycetes, Hypocreales, Bionectriaceae. The record is from the annotation of a GenBank genome assembly.